Molecule: messenger RNA, 9011 nt
Organism: Gadus morhua (Atlantic cod)
Lineage: Eukaryota; Metazoa; Chordata; Actinopteri; Gadiformes; Gadidae
Product: CLIP-associating protein 1-B
Exons: 40
Coding region: 899-5617 (1572 amino acids)
Biological process (GO): mitotic spindle assembly; establishment of mitotic spindle localization
Cellular component (GO): kinetochore; mitotic spindle; microtubule organizing center
Molecular function (GO): kinetochore binding; microtubule binding
Source: RefSeq, a predicted model, not a curated record
AAUGACUUUUAGUCCUCAAUAUGGAAAAGUUAUAAAGUCCUGAGCAUAGUCGCCUUCACGGUGCCCCCCCCAAAAAGAAACAACCAACUAACGACUCUCUAUUGCAGAGGCUAAAAAGUGACCCAAAGUGAGGUUAAUGCUGGGUUUCAGCCACAAGCACCAGCGCCGCUGUGACUCCUACGGGACGGACCGAGCUCUGGGUUUCUGUGAUCCUGAGCUGUUUAUCAUGCAGGCUGUGAUCCCGCUUGGGAACAGUAAACCCGCCGCCGAUCGCAGGUGAGACCACAACAGGCUAGGUGGAAAGCUAACGGUGUCUGCCGACGGGAAACUAAACCCAGAUAGCCCCUUAUCGCUCAACGUGGAUUGUGUUUUUUCUUUUUUCUUUUUUUUAAUAGCAUGCCGUGCUAGCUAACGGUAGCACCGGGUGUUGCACUGCUAGUCGGCUAGCCUGCCGCCUUGUGUGUCACCACACAGGGACGCCUCUCGUGUGUUUAUAACAGUAAACCAGACACACGGAAUCCGACAUCAGCCGUUCAUAAGGUAGCGAGUGACGUCACAAAGCCCAGUACACAUCUCGUGGGGGACUUUGGCUUGAUAUGCAAAUACUUAGACAGGCAGACUUCAAAGGUCGCCGCUAUCUAUCCAUCCAUUUCAAGUUUAUCGUAAACUUUGCCUGAUUAUUGAGAUCUACGAGUGGACCAUCCUCUGGGCGGUUGACCCAUGCCAUGCGACGCUGGAUGAUGUCCUCCAGGACCAGCGAGCAGCACGCUAGGCGGCCCGCAUCGUCACCCAGUCUAGGGGUGUCUGAAGUGUAAGCCUGGGGGCCCCGUGGAAGUGUUCGCCUGUGAAGGGUUUCUUGACUAUUUAGCCGACCGCUUGGAUUGCAAGACCAACAACAAUGGAGGUAACGAUGGAUUACUGCGUGGAGCUAGUGCUGCAGAAGGACCUGGGGAAGCGGCUGCAGACGGGCCCGGAGCUCACGGAGCUGCUGUUAGACCCGGAGAGGCUCCCGACCCUGGAGCAGGACCCGGCUCUGCUGGACCGGAUGGUGGACGGCGUCGCCAGCUCCUGGGUCAAUAACAGUCAUUUCAAGGUGGUUUUAUUUGGAAUGGACAUUCUAUCAGCCCUGGUAACAAGACUACAGGAGAGAUUUAGAAAUCAGGUUGGAACAGUGCUGCCCAGCCUGAUGGAUCGGCUGGGCGAUGCCAAGGACGCUGUCCGGGACCAGGACCAGGCCCUGCUCUUGAAGAUCAUGGACCAAGCCGCAAAUCCACAGUACGUGUGGGAGCGCAUGCUGGGCGGAUUCAAGCACAAGAACACCAGGAGCCGGGAGGGACUGUGCCAGUGCCUCAUCGCCACCCUCAACGCAUUUGGAUCUCAGAGCCUGACGCUCAGCAAGAUAGUCCCUCACAUCUGUAACCUCCUUGGGGACCCCACGAGUCAGGUGCGUGACGGUGCUAUGAACUGCCUGGUGGAGAUCUACCGCCACGUGGGGGAGCGAGUGAGGAUGGACCUGGGGAAGAAGGGCCUGCCUCAGUCACGGUUGAACGUCAUCUUCAGUAAAUUCGACGAGGUCCAGCGGUCGGGCAGCAUGGUCCUCUCGCCCCUGUCUGAUAAGAACUUCGAUGAGGAUGACUCUGUGGACGGGGGACGCUCCACCUCGUCUUCCAAGCCCGUGUCCGCGUCCGGGAGGAAGGCGGUGAGCAUGGGCUCCUUCCGGAAGCCGAGCUCGGGCUCCAGCGCCAAGUCCGCAGGGAAAGAUGCGGCCAGUGCUGGGGCCGUGGACGAGGAAGACUUCCUCCGAGCCUUUGAAGAUGUUCCCACCGUGCAGCUCCACUCCAACAGAGAGAUGGAGGAGGCCAUGACCAAGAUCCGGGACGUGCUGUCGGACGACAAGCGAGACUGGGAGCUACGCGUCGCCGCCCUGAGGAAGGUGCGCUCGCUGCUGCUGGCCGGCGCGGUGGACUACGACGGCUUCCCCCAGCAGCUGCGGCUCAUGGAGGCGGCGUUCAAGCUGUCGGCCAAGGACCUGCGCUCGCAGGUGGUGAGGGAGGCCUGCAUCACGCUGGGCCACCUGUCCUUGCUGCUGGGCAGCGGGUUCGACCACGCUGCCGAGGCCACCAUACCCGUGCUGCUGAACCUCCUCCCCAACAGCGCCAAGAUCAUGGCCACCUCCGGGGUGGCCGCCGUCCGCAUCAUCCUCAAACACACCCACUUCCCACGCCUGAUCCCCGUCAUCUGCACCCACUGCGUGUGCAAGACCGUGGCCAUCCGGAGGAAGUGCUUUGAGUUCCUGGACAUCAUGUUGCAGGAUUGGCAGAGCAGCUCCUUGGAGAGACAUGCAGCCGUUGUCAUGGAUACCAUCAAGAAAGGGGUUCACGACGCAGACUCCGAGGCCCGCUCUGUGGCCAGGAAGUGCUACUGGAGCUACCACGGCCACUUCAGCCAGGAGGCGGAGCUUCUGUUCCAGGGCCUGGAGUCGUCCUAUCAGAAGGCCCUGCAGGCCCACCUGAAGAGCGGCGACAGCCAGGCCUCACUGCCGGCCUCGGACCGCUCGUCCUCCUCCUCACAGGAGAGUCUCAAUCGGCCUCUCACCGUGAAGAGCUCUGUGGGCAGCAGCGGGACCAGAGCCAAACCCGGCCAGGCCUCCCGCCCCCCCCACGCCGCCGCCCCCGCCUCCCUGCAGCGUUCCCGUAGCGACGUGGACGUCAACGCCACGGCCACGGCCACGGCCAGGACGCGCCUGGCCGCCGCCCCCUCCGCCGCCCCGUUUAGCUCCGCCUCCGCCCUGCCGCCGGGGUCCUACGCCUCGCUCGGCCGGGUGCGGACCAGGAAGCAGAGUGCGGGGACCGGCCCGUUGGUCACAGACACCAGGGGCCGCAGCAGGGGCAAGGUGGUCUCCCAAUCACAGCCGGGCAGUCGCUCGGGGUCUCCAGGCAGGCUGCUGGGCUCCUCGUACGGCCGGGGCCCCAGGCCCACCAUGGGCAUCUCCACCGCCACCCCCACCUCCAGCGGGGGGCCGGUGGAGAAGGCCCGGCCCCGGGGCCCGCGGAGCCACGGCUGCAGCCGCGAGACGAGCCCCAGCCGCACCACCACGGCGCGGAGUCGAAUCCCGCGGCCCAGCAUGAGUCAGGGCUGCAGUCGUGAUACGAGUCGCGAGAGCAGUCGCGACGCCAGCCCGACCCGGGGGUUCUCCCCCCUGGUGACCCGACGCCACUCUCGCUCCACCAGCGCCCUUUCCUCCUCCGCCACCGACUGCUACUCAGACCGGCUGUCGCACCAGGCCCGCAUCUCGGCGUCCGUCCAAGCCAUGAAGAUCCUGGACACGGGGACGGAGGUGGAGGCCGCCGUGGCCGACGCCCUGUUGUUAGGCGACUCGAGGAAUAAGCGACGGCCGGUGCGGCGGCGCUUCGAGUCGCCGGGCGUGUACUCUGACGACGACGCCAACAGCGACGCGUCCAGCGCCUGCUCCGAGCGCUCGUACGGCUCGCGCAACGGCACCUCCGGCGGCGGCGGCGGCGGCGGGCACUUCCUCCGGCAGACGGAGGACGUGGCGGAGGUGCUGAACCACUGCGCCAGCGCCAACUGGUCGGAGCGCAAGGAGGGGCUGCUUGGGCUGCAGAGCCUGCUGAGGAGCCAGAGGGUGCUCAGCCGUGUUGAGCUCAAGAGGCUUUGUGAGAUCUUCACCCGGAUGUUCGCAGACCCCCAUAGCAAGAGAGUGUUCAGCAUGUUCCUGGAGACGCUGGUGGACUUCCUGAGCCUGCACCACGAGGACCUCCAGGACUGGCUCUUCGUGCUGCUCACCCAGCUGCUGAAGAAGAUGGGCGCCGACCUGCUGGGCUCCGUGCAGGCCAAGGUCCAGAAGGCCCUGGACGUCACCCGGGAGUCGUUCCCGUGCGAGCAGCAGUUCAACAUCCUGAUGCGCUUCAUCGUGGACCAGACGCAGACGCCCAACCUGAAGGUGAAGGUGGCGCUGCUCCGCUACGUGGAGGCGCUGGCCCGCCACAUGGACCCCGCCGACUUCGUCAACUCCAGCGAGACGCGCCUCGCCGUCUCCCGCGUCAUCACCUGGACCACCGAGCCCAAGAGCUCCGAGGUCCGCAAGAGUCUCCAGAGCUGGUCAGGGGAGGAGUCCUCGUGUCGCCCCCCCUCCGCUGGCCCUCUGCCUGGGGAGGGCAACGUGGAGGAGAGAUGCAAGCAGGCAGCCCAGGUGGUCCUGAUAUCUCUGUUCGAGCUCAACACCCCAGAGUUCAGCAUGCUGCUGGGGGCACUGCCCAAGACCUUCCAGGAUGGGACCACCAGGCUGCUCCACAACCACCUGAGGACCAACAGCGUCAUGGCCUCCCCCAGCCCCCAGCACGCCGCGCCCACCCCUCCUCGACAACCCGGCAGCCGAGGCAGCCCCCUCACCUCCCCCACCAACUGCUCCCACGGCGGGCUCUCCCCCAGCCUGCUGGAGUUCGACAGCGAGAACCUGAACUCUGAGGAGAUCUACAGCUCGCUGCGCGGCGUCACCGAGGCCAUCCAGAACUUCCGCUUCCGCAGCCAGGAGGACCUCAUGGAGCCGCAGCGGCGCGACGGCAAGAAGGACUCCCUGUCAGGACUGGGCGCGUCCCUGGACUCGGACCCCCGGUUCGGCAACGGCGUGGGGGAGGGCGGCCGCAUGGCGCUGGACAACAAGACGUCCCUGUUGAACACGCCGUCGCCGCGCUCCUUCUCCAGCCCGCGCUUCCGCGACUACAACCCCUACAACUACACGGACACCAUCGGCACGCUGGACAAGACCCCCCUGAAGGGGGUGCUGUUUGACGACGCCCCAGACGGCCGUCGGCAAGAAAGUGUUGAAAACAAAGUGGCCCCGCCCAAGAGUUUCCCUGCUGGUCCGGCGGAGCAGCUGGAGCUGGUGGGGGAGCUCCUGAAGGAGCUGUCCCAGGGCCAGGCUGUGGAGCGGGGGCCGGAGCAGCGCCGCGCGGCCCUGCUGGAGCUGCUGAAGGUGGCCCGGGAGGACAGCCAGGUGGUGUGGGAGGAGCACUUCAAGACCACGCUGCUGCUGCUGCUGGAGACCCUGGGGGACAAAGACCACACGAUCCGUGCACUCGCGCUGCGCGUUCUGAGGGAGAUCCUGAAGAACCAGCCGGUGCGCUUCAAGAACUACGCAGAGCUCACCAUCAUGAAGACCCUGGAGGCCCACAAGGAUGUGCACAAGGAGGUGGUGCGGGCGGCGGAGGAGGCAGCCUCCACCCUGGCGAGCUCCACCCACCCGGAGCAGUGCAUCAAGGUGCUGUGUCCCAUCGUGCAGACGGCCGACUACCCCAUCAACCUGGCCGCCAUCAAGAUGCAGACCCGGGCCAUCGAACGCAUUGCCAAAGACUCCCUGGCCUCCCUGCUGCCGGACGUCAUCCCCGGCCUGCUGCAGGGCUACGACAACACGGAAAGCAGCGUGCGCAAGGCUAGCGUGUUCUGCCUGGUGGCCAUCUACUCUGUGAUUGGAGAGGAGCUGAAACCACACCUGGCUCAGCUUACCGGCAGCAAGAUGAAGCUGCUCAACCUGUACAUCAAGCGGGCCCAGACGUCCACCAGCAACAGCAGCAGCUCCUCCGACAUUUCCUCCUACUAGCCUCUCCUCCUAGGGGCGUCGUCACGGGCAACCACACACACCUGCUCUCGCCGUCGUAAUGGGUCCACGCCGAAGUUUCCGAGUUGUUUUUUUCCCCGGGAGACAUGUCACUCCCUGUCCGAAAUCAGCCCACUCCGGUGGACCACCAUGUUGUUGUUGUUGUUGUUUUUCUUUCCUAUGAAUUUUCCACAGCCGACUCUUUUCCCGCCUCUCCCUUGCGGACGGACCUGAGAGACGUCCGUGUUACCGGACCGGUCUCGACAGACGCACCACCUUGGCACGGUGUUGUCGUUUAUCCUCCAUCCUUCUCGUUGCCCCUUCUGGGGGGUUUAUUUUGUCACGCCUUCGCCACAAGGGGGUCCUGGCGUUCUUCCAGUGGGUUUCCAGAGGCAGGUGUUUCUCUUUAUUUGUUUGGUUAGUCAUGGGUUUGAUCUUCUCCAUCGCCCUUUUGAACCUCCUCCGCCAUCUUUUGGGCGAUCGCAAAGACGCCUCCAACCAGCGAUAGCAGAUGGGCGAUGUUUCAUACUCACUGAGACGAGGACGAUUCAGACAGAGAGAGAGAGAGAGCAGAGGGACCCUUACUCGCUCUCUCUCUCCCCUUUGCUCCUAUGUCCCCGCCCUAAAGAUCCUCGUGUCACAGUGUCUCCUCUCUCAUGAAGGUUCCAGUCCUUGCCGUACGGGGUGGGAAACCCCACACCCCCUGACCAUCAGUAUUCCAUUGCUGUGUGAAACGAAACCUGACCACCAUUUAUAUUAAGCCUUUUACGUUUGUUUUGUGUUGUUUUUGUUUUGCUUUGACACAUCAUACCUUAUAGUAUAUAUCGAAUGUAAGAGCAAACGCUUUUGAGUGAUUUCCAAGGGUUUGGACUCCGAUCCGCCGCCUGUAGUCUUGUGGGAUUGGCAGUGUUCUGGGGGCCUGUGGGGGCCUCGGACCCCCAAGGUCUAGUGAUGGGUAAGAAUGGGCGGGGGGGUUACACUUAUACGGGAUCAAAUUCAACACUUUGAACCAAAAUGUAUCCUGAAUGUGGGAUUCAAUGUGCAUUGUUGUGGACCCAAACGCAUUAACUACACGCACAAGUAUGUGUGCAAUGAAUGCUUAGAAAUAUGAAUGUCUAUUUACUCCAAAUUCACCCUGUCGUUUUGAAACGAUCAUUUGGCUGGCCAGUGAUUACGCACGUGAAAGCAGAAGCUUAUUUGGCAAUACGGCCUCAAUAGAUCUUACAAUCGGGUGAUUAUAUUAUUAAAGCAUCGGUUAAUUUAGAAGACAUCGUUGUACUUCCGUGGCGAGUUUUUGUUGUGGUUUAACCUUUGAUAAGAAGGAUGUUUUUGUUCACAAGGGUCCAGAGAAACAGCCCUAGUCCUUUUGAAACGGUUGAAAAUAUUGUUGAAAAUAUUUGAAAUGCUGUUGUUCAGAAUUGCUCCCAGAUUGACUACUGCGAGUGAUAGAGUUGAAGUUCCAAAUCACUAAACGGUAGGCUAGGAUACCGUCUCCUAUUUAUGCUGAUGAGAUUGAAUCGGUUCAAAUGAUUCCUUAAUGAAUAAGGACCGAAGGUUACACGUCUAAAAAACAACAGCGCAUUCAUCGUUAACACUACUGUAAGCAAAAAGCUAAAAGAGGAAAGAAAUUCUUGUUUUUUUGUACAUUUUGUCAACAUGCAUUUGUAAAACAUACCAGCAAUUGUUGGAGAAGGAUUAACUUUAGUGUAUAAAUUAUUGAAACUCUUCUAAAUUGAAUGUAAUGGGCUCUGAGGAUAUUUUGUGUGGCCUUUCUUAAUGUGAAAUAUUGUCUCUGCUUUUAGGCGGGAAAGCAAUAUCUAGUGCGACAGACAAACACACAGCCAUAUUAGACAUUACACAAAAUUACCCCGCAAUCUAUUUGAAAAAGGAUCAUCAUUUGGGAAAUCCUGGUGGAAAUAUCGCAAGAAAUGACAUUUGAUGUUGGAAGGAAAUUUGAAAUUGAUACCUAUAGUUUGUGUUUUUUUUAUAUGGUUUAUUUUAUUUCGUUUUUUUACGUGAAAGCACUGUAAAAGUCUGUUACGUCUUAAGCGAGACUCUGUUUCUAUGGUCAAUGUACCUGCGCUGCUUAACAGGAACACUUUCAGUAUUUAUUUAUCUUCUUAAAAAUCUUCACCAUCAAGAGAUUCCAUCAGUUGAAUAGAGUUCUUAUUUCUUAACAUUAUCAAGCUCACAACUAUGGAGAUUUCACCAAGGGUGGGGUAAAGAAAACAUUAGUUUACCAUGUCUCUUCAGUGCUCACAAUUUCCAUACUAAGACUGUUAUAAGGCUGUACCAGCGCUACCAUUUUUGGCUUAAUUAGUUUUUAGAAUUUAUUUUACAAGCCAUUCUGUUCAGCUGCGUCUGAACUCAAAUGUUCUUCUGACUAGCCAAUCAAGUUUUAUUUCCGUUUGAUCCAACCCCUUUUCAAGGAGGCGUCACCAUAGGACCAACACAGGUGUCACUCAUAACGCUCAUGAUUACGCUGCGCCUUUUACGGCAACAGGGCCCAACUAGUAGACGUAAUAGCUCAACUGAAUCGCGCUCUGGUACAUACAAGGUGCAGAGCCAGCAUUAGUGUUAUGAGCGAUACUUGUUGGUCCAACGACGGAGCCUGCGCGAAAAGGGUCCAUGGAGAGCUGAGGGACGUAGAGCCCUAUCGUGUCACCGUCACGUCUUCUGUAAAACACCACCUUGCCUUUGUAAUAAUCGGUAAUGACAUCACUACUAACAACAGAACGUCUAACAUUCCCAGCACCGAGAGACGGUCGUUAAUAACUGUUCCUUGUGUGUGUGCCACGACCACAUAUUUGUUCAAAAAAAUCAAAAUAAAAUAAGUGUUUUACUAAAGGUAAAUAAAAUAAAAGUCAACGUGGAAGUAAUUGUGAAUUCAUUCGAGACGUUGGAAGGCCGCAUAAAAAAAAUAAUAUAUAUAUAUAUAAUAUAUAUACGCCAAACCUCCGGACAUGCGUCGCCUUCCCAGCUCAGCUUUAACUGCUAAACAUCGCGUAGGCCUACUGACACCUUUAAUAGGUCCAUGACUGACACCCACCACUUUUUGCUUCGUCCCGCCGACGGUCGCCAUGGUGACCCCAUGGCGGGGUCGGGACCUCUUCGCUCCCCACGGAGACGUGCGUCACUUUACUUUCGCCAGCGGUACGACCGCUACCUUUUUCCUAUGAUUGCUGAGUUGCUUUCACAACUCACACACUUGCAUGCCACCUGUCUUAGUUUUAAACCUUUUCUCGGGCUGUCCUGUAUUUAUUUAACCUUUUUGACCUUGCUAUGUUUUGAAUGUAUAUAUUUACAUGCCGUUUAUUUGUCGUUUGGUUCUUUUCCUUCAUCCCGACCUGUGAAAGUCGUUGCAGACAUUUAAGGAUUAAAUAAAGUGUCAGACUUU